Molecule: messenger RNA, 1182 nt
Organism: Arachis stenosperma
Lineage: Eukaryota; Viridiplantae; Streptophyta; Magnoliopsida; Fabales; Fabaceae
Exons: 9
Coding region: 214-1080 (288 amino acids)
Source: RefSeq, a predicted model, not a curated record
AUUCUCCAUUCUCACUUCUCUCUCAUUUUUCUCCCCUGCGGAAAUCCAAUUCAUCCUUUUUCCCUGUAAGUUUUCCAUUAUUGGAUCUGCAUUUCUUCCACACCCCACUUACUCUACUUUGUAAAAACAGAAACUUUUUCCCGUUUCAACUGUUACUUUUUUCGGAUAGUGACUUCGGCUUUUGGGCAUAUCAAACUGAACUCUUAAGUCAAAAUGGAAAAUGGACAUCAGUUCCAGGAGGUUUCAAAGGCAAAAUAUGACUGUCUUUUAUUUGAUCUUGAUGACACCCUUUAUCCUUACAGUUCUGGGUUGUCGGCUCAGACAGCAAAGAACAUUGAAGAGUAUAUGCUACAAAAGCUUGGUAUGGAGCCUGCUGAACUCCCUGAAGUGAACCAAUCAUUAUAUAAGAUUUAUGGGACAACAAUGGCUGGUCUGAGGGCAAUUGGCUAUGACUUUGACUAUGAUGACUUUCAUAGAUUUGUUCAUGGGAGAUUGCCAUAUCACUUGCUGAAACCAGAUCCAGUUCUAAGGGGUACUUUGCAAAGCCUCCCUAUUAGGAAAGUGAUUUUUACAAAUGCAGACCAUAGUCAUGCAGUUCGGGCACUCCAAAGGCUUGGACUUGAGGAUUGCUUUGAAAGAAUCAUAAGCUUUGAUACUCUGAAUCCCUCCAACAAGAUCAAUACACUUGAUGUUAAAAAUGGCAGCGAAUCCAAACCAGUUUCCACUGGAAUUUUCGAUUUCUAUGAGUACGUGCGCCACCCAGGCCCUGACGUGAUACUUCCAAAGACCCCAGUUGUUUGUAAACCCUUUGAAGAUGCAUUUGAGAAGGUUUUUGAGAUAGCAAAUAUUGACCCUAAGAGAACAUUGUUCUUUGAUGAUAGUACCCGCAAUUUACUGACAGCCAAACGCGUAGGCCUCCACACAGUUGUGGUCGGUACUUCCGUUCGAACUACAGGAAUUGAUCAUGCUUUGGAAAGCAUCCAUAAUAUCAGGGAGGCAUUUCCAGAACUCUGGGAAGCCAGCGAAAAGCAUGAAAUUGUCAAAUAUAAGGUUGCUAUUGAGACAUCAGUGAAAGCUUAGUCUAGGAUACAAGUUUAGUGCCUUGUUUUGUGUAGACGCCUGUCUCAUCAAUGUAAUUGUUAUUUGAAUUUUUAUUAAAUAUGAGUAUUUUGUUCAGUACUA